Paramecium tetraurelia is the source of this 225-nucleotide messenger RNA. RefSeq lists its product as uncharacterized. NCBI's taxonomy places the organism in Eukaryota, Ciliophora, Oligohymenophorea, Peniculida, Parameciidae. The record is from RefSeq and is a predicted model, not a curated record. The transcript is spliced from 2 exons.
AUGAAAUAAAUCAUAAAAAUUUAAUUCUGUCCAAAUGAUUACAGCUUUCAAUUACAUAACUUGAAACACACUGAUUAGGAUACAUACUAAUAUUCCAAAAAAGAAAGUUUGAAGAAUGAUGAUGUAGAAGCAGAGGAUGAUGACUAUGAUAAUAAUGGUGAUGAGUUCCAGCAUAGGAGAAAAUACAGUAGAAAUGAAUUAUUAAAUAGAAGAUGGUAUAAAUGA